This is a messenger RNA of Neogale vison (American mink), 3560 nucleotides long. It is a transcript of the gene RPTN, whose product is annotated as repetin. The coding region runs from base 51 to 3560 and encodes 1169 amino acids. Gene Ontology annotation, molecular function: calcium ion binding; transition metal ion binding. The transcript is spliced from 4 exons. Lineage: Eukaryota; Metazoa; Chordata; Mammalia; Carnivora; Mustelidae. The record is from RefSeq and is a predicted model, not a curated record. Gene Ontology annotation, cellular component: cornified envelope.
CUGAAUCUUCUACCCUUCCUCCUUAAGCAGGUUUAUCAAUUUUUAUUAAAAUGGCUCAGCUCCUGAACAGCAUACUCACUGUGAUCAAGGUGUUCCAGAAAUAUGCCAAAGAGAAUGGGAAAUGUACCUUGCUUUGCAAAAAAGAGUUGAAGCAGCUGCUCUUGGCCGAGUUUGGAGAUAUCCUCCAGAGACCAAAUGACCCAGACACAGUGGAAACCAUCCUGAGCCUCUUGGAUAAAGACAGAAAUGGACAUGUUGAUUUUCACGAAUAUCUCUUGUUGGUGUUCCAAUUGGCUCAAGCUUGCUAUCAUAAACUGGAUAGUAAGUCAUGUGGAGAUAGAAUCUCCCAGCAAGAAGUGGAGCAGGAGGGAACACAAGACCAUAGGUUUCCAGAAAAUACAGGCAGGCAACACAGGCAGAGGCAUGAUGGAGAAAAGCAGGUCUCCCACUGCCCUCAGUCUGAGAGACAAAACCAGGAUGCCCACCAGGAUCAGUCAGAGAGACAGGAUAGGGAUUCCCACUAUGGUCAGUCUGAGAGACAGGAUAGGGACUCCCACUGUGGUCAGUCUGAGAGACAGGAUAGGAACUCCCACUAUGGUCAGACUGAGAGACAGGAUAGGGACUCCCACUAUGAUCAGUCAGAGAGACAGGAUAGGGACUCCCACUAUGAUCAGUCAGAGAGACAGGAUAGGGACUCCCACUAUGAUCAGGACUUCUGCUAUGGUCACUCUGAGAGACAGGAUAGGGACUCCUGCAAUAGUCAGUCUGAGAGACAGGAUAGGGACUCCCACUAUGGUCAAAGAUGGAGACAUAAAUCUAGCAGUAGCCAGCCUAAAAGACAAGGAUAUAUUUUUGCCUUAAGUCAGUAUGACAAACAAGUUCACAAUUCUCGUUAUGGCCAGAAAAACCAACAGCAAUCAGGCUCUUAUCGUGGACAGUCUCAGAGGCUGGAUCAGGAAUCAGGCUAUGGUCAGAGAGAUAGACAAGAAUUGUACUUUCAAUAUGGCCAGACAGACAGACAAGACCAGCAUUCUCACUAUGGCCAGAGAGACAGACAAGUCCAGAGUUCCCACAAUGGUCAGUCAGACAGACAAGGCCAGAGUUCUCACUAUGGCCAGGCAGACAGACAAGGCCAGAGUUCCCACUAUGGUCAGUCAGACAGACAGGGCCAGGGUUCUCACUAUGGCCAGGCAGACAGACAAGGCCAGAGUUCCCACAAUGGUCAGUCAAACAGACAAGGCCAGAGUUCUCACUAUGGCCAGACAGACAGACAAGGCCAGAGUUCCCACUAUGGUCAGUCAGACAGACAAGGCCAGAGUUCUCACUAUGGUCAGACAGACAGACAGGGCCAGGGUUCUCACUAUGGCCAGGCAGACAGACAAGGCCAGAGUUCCCACAAUGGUCAGUCAAACAGACAAGGCCAGAGUUCUCACUAUGGCCAGACAGACAGACAAGGCCAGAGUUCCCACUAUGGUCAGUCAGAUAGACAAGGCCAGAGUUCUCAUUAUGGUCAGACAGACAGACAGGGCCAGGGUUCUCACUAUGGCCAGGCAGACAGACAAGGCCAGAGUUCCCACUAUGGUCAGUCAGACAGACAAGGCCAGAGUUCUCACUAUGGUCAGACAGACAGACAGGGCCAGGGUUCUCACUAUGGCCAGGCAGACAGACAAGGCCAGAGUUCCCACAAUGGUCAGUCAAACAGACAAGGCCAGAGUUCUCACUAUGGCCAGACAGACAGACAAGGCCAGAGUUCCCACUAUGGUCAGUCAGAUAGACAAGGCCAGAGUUCUCAUUAUGGUCAGACAGACAGACAGGGCCAGGGUUCUCACUAUGGCCAGGCAGACAGACAAGGCCAGAGUUUUCAGUGUAGCCAGACAGACAGACAAGGCCAGAUUUUCCAGUAUGGCCAGAGGGACAGACAAGCCCCAGGUUCUCAGUGUAGCCAGACAGACAGACAAGGCCAGAAUUUCCAUUAUGGCCAGGCAGACAGACAAGGCCAGAGUUCUCACUAUGGCCAGAGAGACAGACAAGGCCAGAGUUCUCACUAUGGGCAGACAGACCGACAAGGCCAGAGUUCUCAGUGUAGUCAGACAGACAGAGAAAGCCAGAGUUUCCAGUAUGGCCAGAGAGACAGAUAUGCCCUAGGUUCUCAGUGCAGCCAGACAGACAGACCAGGCCAGAGUUCUCACUAUGACCAGACAGAUGGACAAGGCCAGAGUUCUCACUAUGGCCAGACAGACAGACAAGACCAGAGUUCCCACUAUGGCCAGACAGACAGACCAGGCCAGAAUUCUCCCUAUGGUCAGACAGACAGACCAGGCCUAGGUUCUCAGUACAGUCAGAUAGACAGACAAGGCCAGAGUUCCCACUAUGGUCAGACAGAGAGACAAGGCCAGAGUUGCCGUUAUGGCCAGACAGAGAGACAAGACCUCAGCUCUCACUAUGGUCAGGUGGACAGACAAGACCAAGGUUAUCAUUAUAACCAGUCAGACAGACAAGGCCUGAGCUCUUGUUAUGGCUGGACAGACAGACAAGGCCAGGGUUAUCAUUAUGGUCAGACAGACAGACAAAGCCUGAGCUCUCACUAUUGUCAGUCAGCGAUUGGGGUAACAGGGCAAAAUAGUUACCUCCAAGGCAGUGAGGGAACAACCAGAGACUCUUAUGUUGAGCAAUCAGGAAGGUCAGGGAGACUAAGUCAAAAGACUCAAGGACAGGAAGUAAUUCAAAAUCAAGGGCAGAGAUUCCAGUCUAGGGAAGGCCAACAGAACAGCCAUCGGGCAUGGGAGCCUGAGGAGGAUAGCCAACACGACCAACACAAACUCAUAGCAGAAAUCCAGCAAGAAAAAUCACACAAUUACAAAGGAGGUGACUGGCAGUCAGUUAGUGGCGAGCAGGACCAAAGACAGUCCCAGGCCAGGCAAAGUCAUGGAGAGGGGCAGAGCCACCAGGCAGAGGAAGAGCAGGGCCACCAAACCUGGGGCAGACAUGGUUGUGAGAGUCAAGAAACUCCAUGGGAGACGCAGGCCCAGCAAACCCAUGAAGAAAAACAAAACCAUCAGAGACAGGACAGGCAAACCCUUCAUGAUGAGCAGACCCAUAAGAGAUGGGACAGGCAGACCCAUGAAGAUGAGCAGAUCCAUCAACGACAAGACAGGCAAACCUAUGAAGAUGAGCAGACCUGCCAGGGACAAAAGAGGCAAACCCAUGAAGAUGAACAGACCCGCCAGCGACGAGACAGGCAAACCCAUGAAGAGAGUCAAAACUGUCAACAACAAUGGGAUAGGCAAACCCUUGAGGAGGAAGAAAGAUAUCAAGGAUCCCAGGAUCAACAAUCUUAUGAGAACCAGCAAGGCUGUGCUAACAGAGAAAAAUUCCACAUGAAUGAAAAUAGCCAGAAGCAAGGUUCCCAGGGAAGACACAGUAACCUGACCUUCCAUCCCACCCAGACUGGUGGGAGGCCCCCAAGGAGAGAACAAGGUAGAAGUCACCCUACCAAAGCAGCUCCUACUCCCAAUCCCCUCUAUGACUAUGUACAAGAGCAGAAAAGGAAUCAGCACUAG